This is a messenger RNA of Chenopodium quinoa (quinoa), 1796 nucleotides long. RefSeq names its product syntaxin-41-like. Gene Ontology annotation, molecular function: SNAP receptor activity; SNARE binding. Gene Ontology annotation, cellular component: membrane; endomembrane system; SNARE complex. Lineage: Eukaryota; Viridiplantae; Streptophyta; Magnoliopsida; Caryophyllales; Amaranthaceae. The transcript is spliced from 8 exons. Gene Ontology annotation, biological process: vesicle-mediated transport; intracellular protein transport; vesicle fusion. The record is from RefSeq and is a predicted model, not a curated record. The coding region runs from base 519 to 1475 and encodes 318 amino acids.
UUAGAUUAAUCGAUAAGCUGCAUUCUUUUUACCUUAAAAAACUAAAAAAGCAUAAAUUACAAGUCUAAUAAGCUACAUUAAGUCCUAAGUUUUAAUUUUAAUAAAGCUCACUAUUUAAGUAUUUAACAGAUUCACUAAUUCAGUUAAGAUAAGUUUAGUCCGAUGCACUUUUAUUAGGCUAUUAAUUUUUAAAUGUGGAAAAAAAAAAGUCGUUCAUAUUGCCAUUACCGAACUUUCUCUCUCCCCGCCAUAGAAGCGCAGAUUGCACCAAUUCAACCUCUGAUCACCCCUUCACCAUUCUUCUCUCUCACAUUGCCGCCAAUUUUCCGAUCAUAAUUCAGCAUUUUCUCUCUCCUUUAAAUCACUCUCCCUCCCAACACAUUUCCAUCUUCUCUCCUAAAAAAACAGAGAAAAUUAAUGUAAAAUGUGCCGAAAUUAGGGAUUUUCAAAACUAAAAUUCCUCGAAUUCUUCCUCAAUUCAACCAUUACAUUGCUAAAGUUGAUGAUAUGAGAUUUCAAUGACGUCCAGAAAUCGGACGAUUUUGUUUAGGCAGCACAGAGAUGCGCUGAAGAGCGUACGAACGCCGAUCGAAGGAACGACGUCGCAUCAACAUAGUAUUGAAUUGGCUGCUACCUCUUUGCUUCAUCGUGGUGCUCGUUCUUAUACGCCUAUUAGUUCUGAGGAUCCUGGAACUUCUAGGAAAGGUGCAGUAGAAGUUGGUCUGCCACCAGCUUGGGUAGAUGUAUCUGAAGAUGUGGCAUCAAAUGUGCAGCGUGCACGUUCAAAAAUGGCUGAGUUGACAAAGGCCCAUGCAAAAGCAUUGAUGCCAUCAUUUGGAGAUGGUAAAGAAGAUCAGCGCCGAAUUGAGAACCUUACUCAUGAAAUAACGAAUUUGAUAAGGAAAUCAGAAAAGAGUUUGCAUAGACUUUCUGCUGGUGGACCUACAAAGGACUCGAAUGUCAGGAAAAAUGUGCAGCGUUCGUUUGCAACUGAUCUUCAAAGCUUAUCAAUGGAGCUUCGGAAAAAGCAAUCUGCAUAUUUAAAGCGCCUUCAAAAGCAAAAGGAGGGCUCAGAUGGAGACUUGGAAAUAAAUAUGAAUGGAAGCAGAUCUCAAGUCGAAGAUACUGACUUGGAUGAUCAGGAGAUGAAUGAGCACCAGCUAGCAAGGAUAAGGAAAAGUGAAGCCUUCACUGUAGAAAGGGAGCGAGAAAUCCAGCAGGUUGCAGAAUCAGUGAAUGAGCUUGCUCAAAUCAUGAAGGAUCUCUCAGUGUUGGUGAUAGAUCAGGGUACAAUUGUUGAUAGGGUAGAUUACAACAUUCAGAAUGUAGCAGCAACUGUCCAGGAGGGCCUAAAACAGCUUCAGAAGGCAGAUAGAAAUCAGAAGCAUGGGGGAAUAGUGAAAUGUGCAACCAUUCUCAUUAUAAUGUGCUUUGUCAUGCUGGUUCUCCUAGUAUUGAAGGAAAUUAUUUUGUGAAAAGUGAAGGUAUUGGUUUUCACCUAUUCAGGUUCUUGGCAGGUUCACCUAAAGACGCCGUGUACUUAAUUUUCCAUUCUGUUUUGAGAGCUUUUAAUAGGGAUUACAUGAAUCAAAACCACAAACGAGUGUGUAUACAUACAAAUGUACUAAGACAACAAUUACAAGACUACAACAUCAGACAAAGGCAGCUAUAGUUUUAUUUCAUUUAUUGGAAGAACUACUCUGAAGUAAAACAUUGGUUUUUUUAGAUCUUUCUUCUUCAGAUGAUUCUUUAAAGAUUCAGACAUUGUUUAUCUGUAAACAUUAUUAAGCAAUGAA